AUGCUUCGCGUUGGAGCAUCGGGCGAAGGUCCAUUCACGAGCGGCACACAAACCUUCUCGCUGGACAAACGUAAGAAACAAGUGACGCUGUGCGAGACCGCUUCGGCCGCAGCAGCAGCGCCCGAAGACAGAAAGGUUGGCGUCGCGGCACCCAAAAUGUUUGCCUUUGACGCCAUUUUCUCGCAAGACGAUCCACAGACGGAGAUUUGUUCGAGCGCGCUGACUGAUGUCAUCCAUGCCGUCAUCAACGGCACCGACGGUUGCCUCUUCUGCUUCGGACAUGCAGGACUAGGCAAGUCGUAUACAAUGCUGGGGCGACCAGACUCAGUUGGGACGCUGGGAGCCAUACCCUGCGCCAUAACUUGGCUUUUUCGUGGCAUAGCAGAACAGCGGCACAAAUGCGGCACUCGGUUCUCUGUCAGGGUCUCCGCAGUGGAACUGUGCACCAAUACCAACCAGAUUCGAGAUCUUCUAGCACCUUAUCAGAACGAUACUGAACAAUCACCGGGUGUAUAUCUUCGCGAUGACCCACUAUUCGGUACUCAUUUACAAAAUCAAUCAGAACUACGCGUGCAUAGCGCUGAAAAAGCUGCAUUCUAUUUAGAUGCAGCAUUAUCUACGCGAGGAGCUAAAGAAGAAGGAAAAGAUAGCCAUCUCUUGUACACUCUACACGUUUAUCAAUACAGUAUUGGAGGAAAAGGUGCUGUUGCUGGAGGCCGAAGCCGCUUACACCUUAUUGACUUAGGUAACUCUGAACGAGGAAAAACUAAUGGAGGAAUACCUCUAUCAGGUUUAGGGAAUAUUCUGCUAGCAAUUUUUAACGGUCAACGCCAUUUACCAUAUCGUGAUCAUAACCUAACGCAUGUCCUUAAAGAGUGUCUUGGUUCCUUAACAUGUCAUACAGCAAUGAUUGUUCAUGUGUCACCAAAUGUACAAAACUAUUCCGACACUCUCACAACCCUCCAGUUAGCAUCAAGAAUACAUAGACUGCGACGAAGAAAAAUCAAAUAUUCAUCUAAUAAUAACGCUGGGUCUGGUGGAAGUUCUGGUGAAGAUGUUUCUAAACCAAGCAGCAGUGAACCCGAUCCUUCGAGCAGUGAUUUAUCCGCAGACACAGUUAUUUACGUAGGCCCAAUAGAUGAUGCAACUGACGGAGAACAUCCUCCUGUUUAUAUACCACACAUAAACUCGGGGGAUAACAGAUGCGUUUUAAGUAAAGCAUUACGAGGGUCUGCAGCUGAACAGAAACAUAAAUCAACAUUGUCAAAAGUUGUAGAAGAAAAAAGUCCGAUUCAUAAAUUACAUUCUUCACCAAAGUCAUCUCCUAUAAAAAGUGGACUUCAGCCAAGUAACCAGACUCCAAAAUCAUCUCCUGUGCAUUCAGUUACUUCAAAAAAUACACCUAUAAAGAAAACCUGUGUAAAAUCCUUUUCAGAAGAGGGUAAGAAUACAAGUGAUGAACAUUGGAUUGAUGGCCCAAGAAUAUCCAAAUCCCGGUUAGUCGAGGCUCGACAUAUUAUACAAGAAACACAAGUAAAAAAACGCGAAACAUGGAUCGAUGGACCUAUGCAAGAAAGCAAAUCCCCUUUGCAAUUUGACUCUGUUCCCAUACCAUCUAACCCAAUUCCUCUGCAGGUUGGUGUAUUAAGCUCACAUGGAAAUGAAAGCCUAGGGUAUGGAUAUAUGGACAAUCAUAAGAAAAACAUGAUAAGGAAGUGGGUUGAGAAUCAAACUUCGCAAAUACAUAAAUCUAGACAUAACUCGCCUAGUCAUAAAACUCAACCUGGUCACAGAGACCCGGGUCUUAGAAUAUCAGAUGACUCCGAAGUACCUCAUAAAAUGGAAUUACUGAAAGAUACACCCAGGCGCAUACAUGUAGAAGAAUCAACUAUAAGAACAGGUUUAAAGGCAGGAUCUAAAGGAAUGGCAAUAGAAGAAGAAAAUGUCGGAUAUACUGAUCACAUGUCAAGAAGAUCAAGUAGUUCAAAAUCAGCAGUUAAAAAUGACCCAGAUGAUGACGAUGACAGUGAAGAAAUGGCAGAAAUACCCCCUGCACUUCCUUUAAUGCAGCCUAGUAGCUUAAGUAGCAGAGAAGUGUCAAUGGAGAGCUUAGAUUCUAAAUAUAAGGAAAGGUUAAGAAUGGACGAUGAAUUAAUUUCUAAUCGUAGUAGAGAAAUUGAGCAACAUAAUAUGAGAGGACAUAACCACGAUGAUGACGAAAUGUUAGAAAUAAUUGAAGUUGAAGAACCAUUAGAACCGGUUCCAAUGCAGGAUAGUUGUCUGCAAGUAACCGAGGAAGAUAUUGCAUUUUGUAUGGGUUUUUCGGAAAAUCCUUUUCCUGAAAUAGACCAAGAAGACUGCGAUGAUCAUCCUCUGAGAAUUCUUAGUCAAGAAAAUCUUACGGUAGCUUCAACAUUCACAGAUACGCUAUCACUAUACAGUGAAGUAGAGAGACAAAUAAGAAACGAAUCAUAUCUUAGACAAUUGGGAUUUUAUCCUGAAAACUUUAGUAGUGAACAACCAUUAGGUGAUAUUAAUCCUCAUGAAAGCUUACAAUCAUCUCGAUCAAGAGUAGAUGAUCUACUAGGGUUGACAGAAUUAUAUGGCUCACGUAGAAUAUUAGAUGAAAAUGAUGUUCCUAAUUCUAGAAUUGCCCCACAGUUUCAAUCAUUAUCUUUGUGCAAUGUUCGAGAUACUGAAGAAUAUCAUGGGGACGGAUCUGUAUAUAGUGAACCUGCUUAUCGACCUAGUGACAAAAUAUGUAAUAGUUGCAAACGUUCUAUGUCAAGACCGGGUAGUGCUGUAGAUGACUGUGCAUAUCAAGAUUUAGAUGUAACACAUAACGACUAUGGCCCAUUCGAAAGGUACCGAGGGAAUGAUAUCACAGACGCUAGAAUCGCUUCCUUAAGACAUCCAGAUGGAGCAUCCGAUCCUAAUUUAAGAGAAGAAAAGCGUGUCCCCGGAAAUGGUGCACCGUCAAAUGCAUUUCGAGAUUUGAAAUCUAAUUUACAUCUCGAAGUUACGGCGCCAGUGGUCACAACAGAACCGCGUACAGAAAAGAGUGAUAAAGGUGAUAAAGUUGUUGCUAGAGUAGUAGCGAGUUCAAAGCCUGAUGGCUACGAUAGUGGACACGAAUCAACACCAAGAACGGGGAAACAUAGUCCUGCAGCUACGUCGAGACGAGCUGAAUCGGGCUACGACUCGGUACCCAGAGAUUCUGACGCAUCUUCCCUCGACUCCUAUCCAACACGUCGUACGGCCGUAGCUCGAGCGCAUGCAAAGAAACAUACAACAGCGAAAUAUAAACAACACAGCGACCGUUCUUUCUGUUCGUGGCUGAGAAAUCCAUUCACAUGUAAAUACGCCGACACAGAUCCAGAAAUAAGUGAUUUUUAA
Molecule: messenger RNA, 3396 nt
Organism: Parnassius apollo (apollo)
Lineage: Eukaryota; Metazoa; Arthropoda; Insecta; Lepidoptera; Papilionidae
Source: the annotation of a GenBank genome assembly